UGACGGAUGGGAAGUCAGACUAACGACUAGCUACGUACCCCGGUACAUGUACGAGAGAGUGCCCAUCUGUUGUCCUGGGGAGAGGAACUGUGAUCAUGGGAGACAGAUCAUAACCUCUCCAGCCGGAGAAAACCCUGCCACGUGUGCCAAUGGCGGGCAAAUGAUAUACCGUGAUGGUCAGCAGAGAUGCGAAUGUGCGCCUGGAUACCAAGGCAUCUGGUGCAACUUCCGUGCAUUGCCAGGUGACAGUCAAUCCCAGAGUGGCUUCCCUUCCGGUCCCCUCAUCCGUGUGUUAUCUGCUCCUGCCCCUUACAAGAACAUGGUUAAAGAGGCGGAUAUGUGGAGGUCAAAGGCAAGACAGUUCCCAGCCUCACCCAUGUUGCCAGUCAGGGAACAUCCUGCAGGAGCUGCCUCUCCCUGGGCGUAUCCAACAGCAGCAAUGAUGCAGCACCAGAUGAUGCAUGCUAAGAUGGCGCAAAUGGAAGAAAUGUACAGACAGUCCCAUGGUGAUUUCCGCAACCAGAUUCCCCCGCAAUCAGUGGCCCCACUUGAUGCGAGGAGAACCAUGGCGGGAAAUCCGAACAGCGUUAUCAAUUCAGGAGCCAACGGCAGAUUCCUUUCGGCUUCAAGUGCAAACAAAAACCCUUACAGCAAGAUAACCUCCCAGG
Candidula unifasciata is the source of this 668-nucleotide messenger RNA. The record is from the annotation of a GenBank genome assembly. NCBI's taxonomy places the organism in Eukaryota, Metazoa, Mollusca, Gastropoda, Stylommatophora, Geomitridae.